Molecule: messenger RNA, 2618 nt
Organism: Cololabis saira (Pacific saury)
Lineage: Eukaryota; Metazoa; Chordata; Actinopteri; Beloniformes; Belonidae
Gene: dhx32a
Product: DEAH (Asp-Glu-Ala-His) box polypeptide 32a
Exons: 11
Coding region: 222-2438 (738 amino acids)
Cellular component (GO): intracellular anatomical structure; spliceosomal complex
Molecular function (GO): RNA binding
Source: RefSeq, a predicted model, not a curated record
UUACGCACCGGUGCGCAAUUACUGCGCAGCAAACCCGCUGCAGGACGCACACAAACUUUGGAAACAGCCUUGCUUUCGUCAUCUAUUUCAUUCAGGUACUCGAAAAAUAAGCGAUGUCGUCCAAACAAGUCUUUUCGUGUCCGAAUUUAAUUGAACGGAGCUGAUGCCGGAGUGAUAGCAACCUUAGAUUUCACACGAAGGAGAGAGAGAAAGCCAGUGUCAUGUCGACGGAACAUCCCUCAGAAGAGCCGGACAGUUUCUCUGACGGCGAGGACAGUCCGGGAGAAGACUCGGUUGGCUUUGGGGAUGAUCUGGAGUUAAAUCGCUUCGACGGGUUGCCCUUUUCCUCUCGUUACUACAAAUUAUUAAAAGAGAGGAAGACUCUGGCCGUGUGGAAGGUUAAGUGUCAGUUUGAGGAUGCUCUGCUGAACAACCAGCUCCUUAUUGUGUCUGCAACCGCAACGACGGGGAGGAGUACACAGAUCCCUCAGUGGUGUGCAGAGUUCUGCCUGUCUGCUCAGUACCGGCAUGGCAUGGUGGUGUGCACUCAGCCCAGCAGGCAGCAGGCCGUAGAUCUGGCCCUGCGCGUGGCUGAUGAAAUGGAUGUGAACAUAGGCCACGAAGUGGGCUACACCAUCCCUCUGGAGACCUGCUGCUCCUCUGACACGGUUCUGAGGUACCUCACUGACGAUAUGUUAUUGAGGGAGAUGAUGUCAGACCCUUUCCUGGAGCGCUACGGGGUGAUUCUCGUCGACCAGGCCCACGAGAGGACGGUGAGCACGGACGUACUCCUGGGUCUCCUCAAGGACAUCCUGCUGCAGAGGCCUGAGCUCAGGGUGGUGGUCUUCACGGUCCCGCCCAUGACGGAGAAGCUCGUGAGACACUACGGCGGCGUCCCGCUCGUCAGCCUGGAGUCCCCCUGCACUGCUGAGGUGGUGCACAGCAGCACCAGCAGCAAAGACUACUUCUACUCAGCCCUGAGGCUGGUGCUGGAGAUCCACCGGACCAAAGAGAGCGGAGACGUGGUCGUGUUCUUCGCGUCGGAUGAGGAGGUCUACAGCGCUUGCAAUAUCCUUCAGAGUGAGAGCUCCAGGUUGGGAGGGAAGUUGGACCAAAUCGUGCCCGUGGUCCUGUGCCCGAGCCAGCAAGGACCGGUUCCCGCUCUGAGCGAGGAGGCCGUCCCCACCAAGUCCAGGAGGGUGUUCCUCUCUACCCAGCAAGGAGAAGACGCCUGGUGCACUGUGGAGUCUGUCAACUUUGUUGUUGACACCGGGGUCCAGAAAAAAAUGGUUUACAAUCCAAGAGUGAGGGCCAACUCUGAGACGCCUCAGCCCAUAAGUGGAUGCCAGGCAGAUCUCCGCAAGCAGCUGUGUGCAGCAACAGGGAAAUGUUUCCGCCUGUAUCCAGAGGCGAGCCUGCAACAGGCAGAGACCCCCCCACAGAUGUUGGACUCUAACAUUACACCAACAGUUCUCUUCCUGAAGAGGAUGGAGAUAGCAGGCCUCGGACAGUGCCAUUUCAUCGACAGGCCAGAUCCGGAGGGCUUGAUGCAGGCGCUGGAGGAGCUGGACUACCUCGCCGCGUUAGAUGAUGAUGGCAACCUGUCUGAAAUUGGCAUCAUCAUGUCUGAAAUCCCUCUGGAUCCUCAGAUGGCCAAAGCUCUGCUGGCAUCCUGCGAGUUUGACUGUGUCAGUGAGAUGCUGACAAUCACAGCCAUGUUAUCCGCACCGAGCUGCUUCCUGGAGCCGUCUGCUGGCUUGACCCACGAGGCGGCUCGGUGUCACAGAAAGUUCCAGCACCCGGAGGGCGACCACUUCACCCUCGUAAACAUCUUCAAUGCCUUCAAACAAAGCCAGAAGGAACAAUAUACAACUGCUGAAAAAUGGUGCCAGGACUAUUUUCUGGAUCAUUCAGCCCUUAAGACGGCGGAGGCCAUCAGAUCAGAGCUGAUUAACACCCUGAACAGGAUUGAACUUCCCAUUUCUGUACCUUGCUUUGGAACCAAGACGAACACCAACAACAUCAAAAGAGCUCUGCUGGCUGGAUUCUUUAUGCAGAUUGCUCGGGAUGUGGACGGCUCGGGAAAUUACUUCAUUUUGACACACAAGCACAUGGCUCAGGUGCACCCGCGCUCUGGUUACGGAGCUCAGUCCCACAAGCUGGGCCUGCCGGAGUGGGUCGUCUUCAACGAGUACAACCUGUCCCAGAACAGCCUGAGAAUAGUCUCAGAAAUUUCCCCUCAGGUGUUCAUUCAAAUGGCACCGCUGUACUUCUUCUACAACCUGCCCUCUAGUGAGAGCAAAGACAUCCUGCAACACAUGCUGGAGUCUGAGGGAUCCAGACAGUCCGGCAAGGAUCCAUCUAUAAAACACGGCAGCGACUCUCGUGGCAACUGUGCAGAAGUGACCCCCUCUUACGACCGAUGCAUAAUUCAGUGAGCUGAAGCUGCAACAGGAUGUCAAACUGCUUGUUAAAAACAGUAGUCAAAUGGAGGCCUCAGGCUGGAAUAAUUUAUAAGGUUUUUGUGGUCACUUGUACACGGCUGGCAUUUUGUAAACUACAGCACCAGUUAUUGUUUCAUACUACAAACAUGGCUGCUGCCUUUUUUUUGUGUGUGU